Molecule: messenger RNA, 2673 nt
Organism: Medicago truncatula (barrel medic)
Lineage: Eukaryota; Viridiplantae; Streptophyta; Magnoliopsida; Fabales; Fabaceae
Product: ankyrin-3
Exons: 4
Coding region: 87-2393 (768 amino acids)
Molecular function (GO): protein binding
Source: RefSeq, a predicted model, not a curated record
UCUGGUUUCUAUCGAAAAUCACGGACACAUUUCAUUCCUUAAAAAACAAACACUAAAACAACAUAGUUUCGGAGACUAAAACAAAAAUGAUGGCGUUGGUGAGUCCUAGUACAGGGCUAAGGAAACAGGUUUUUCCAAUUGACUACGAAACAGAGAUGUCGCAGCGUCUUGUUGAUGCAGCUCAUCGUGGUGACACGGAUUCUGCCAUUGAAUGUUUAGCGAAUCCAUUGGUGGAUGUUAACUUCAUUGGAACGGUCAUGUUGAAGUCCAAAACAAUGGAGAUCGUGCUUCAAGAUGAGUCACCUCAUCGAGUAAAUUCAGUGUAUGAAGAGUUCAAAAUCGAGGUCACUGCUCUGUUUUUGGCUGCACAUUCUGGAAAUUUGACGUUAAUUCGUAAACUACUGAAUGUGGGAGCUAAUGUAAAUGUGAGAUUGUUCCGAGGCUAUGCUACAACAGCAGCAGUGAGGGAAGGCCAUUUGAAAAUAUUGGAGGUCCUUAUCAAUGGUGGGGCGUCACAACUUGCAUGUGAAGAGGCUUUACUUGAAGCAAGCUAUGUGGGACAUGCAAGAUUUGCUGAACUACUGAUGCAAUCCAACAUGAUCCGUCCUCAUGUUGCAAUACAUGCCCUUGUCUCUGCUUGUUGCAGAGGAUUCACUGAGGUUGUUGAUGUACUCAUCAAGCAUGGAGUGGAUGUUAAUGCAAUGGAUAGGACUCUGCUUCAAUCUUCAAAGCCAUUUCUUCACGCUAAUGUUGAUUGCAAUGCAUUAUUUGCUGCUGUGGUCAGCAGGCAGAUAAAUGUAGUUAGACUACUGUUGCAGGUUGGUGUAAGGCUAGAUACCAAGGUCAAAUUAGGAGCUUGGUCUUGGGAAAGAGAUACAGGAGAAGAAUUUCGUGUAGGUGUUGGACUAGCUGAGCCUUAUCCAAUCACAUGGUGUGCUGUAGAGUAUUUUGAAUCAACUGGUACUAUACUCAAUAUGCUUCUCUAUCACCUCUCACCUAAUAGUUUCCACAUUGGAAGAACUCUCUUGCACCACACCAUCAUGUGCAACAAUGAAAGAGCAUUGAAUAUACUUUUAAGUAAUGGUGUGGAUACAGAACUAGUAGUGCAAACUACUGAAGAAACCAAUGUACACCCUAUUCACAUGGCUGCGCGACUUGGGUCAUGCAACAUUCUUCGGUGUUUGAUUAAUGGUAAGUGUAACUUAGACUCACAAACAAAGUUUGGUGACACGGCAUUGAUGAUUUGUACAAGGAAUAAAAAUGAGAAGUGUCUAAGAGUUUUAGUGUCAUCAGGAGCUGACUUGGGGAUAGUAAAUUUGUCUGGUCAUUAUGCAACUUCAAUAUCAAGUUCUAAUCAGUGGACUCAAGUUUAUCAGAAAGCAAUUCUGGAUAUAAUUAGAUCCGGAACAGGUGUUAAAUCAAGUAAUGCAUCUAGAUUUUCCGCUUUGUUAUUUGUCACUCGCGCGAAUGACAUAGAGGCUUUGAAAAAGCUCAUAGAAUACCGGAAUAUAAAUCUAGAUGAACAAAAUGGAAAUGGACUUUCAGCUGUCAUGAUAGCUGCCGCAGAGGGUAACGUGGAAGCUUUCAAGGUACUUCUUCAUGCUGGAGCUGAUGUAAUCAAUCUUAAAAACAGAUAUGGUUUGACAGCUCUAAAUCUCAUAGACUUGAACCAAAAUGGUGAAAAUAAGGAAAAUUUUCACAAGGUGAUGUUUGAAUAUGCACUUAAAAAGGGAUGUCUGAAUAUUAGUACUUUAACCGAGCCAAAUCCUCUUCACCGUGCAGCUUGUUAUGGAGACAUAAGCAUUGUUGAAAAAUUAUUAAAAGAGGGCUACUAUGAUGUGAAUGGUUUUGAUGGAAAUGGAUAUACACCAUUGAUGUUAGCAGCAAGAGAAAGUAAUGGAGAAAUGUGUGAGAUUUUGAUAUCUUAUGGAGCAAAAUGUGAUGUUAAAAAUGAGAGGAAUGAAACAGCACUUUUACUUGCAAGAGAAAAUAACAAAGGAAAUGAUGCAGAGCGUGUGAUACUAGAUGAGUUAGCUAGAAGAGUAGUGUUGCGUGGUGCAUGUGUGAAAAAACAUACAAAAUGUGGUAAAGGGUUGCCACAUAAGAAACAAUUGGUAAUGAUUGGUGCUGCUGGAAUUUUACGUUGGGGGAAAUCAAAUAAAAGAAAUGUUGUUUGUAAAGAGGCUGAGGUUGGACCAAGUGAAAGAUUUCGAUGGAACCGUAGGAGGAAGUUUGAUGUUGAUGAGUUAGGAAUGUUUUAUGUUGUUACUGCAAAAAAUAAGGAGGUGCAUUUUGUUUGUGAAGGUGGGGUUGAAAUGGCUGAGUUAUGGGUAAGAGGGAUUAGAUUAGUAACAAGAGAAGCCAUUUUUGGUUCUAGAGCUAAUACUGGCUGAGGGAAUAUGGUUAUGGAUAGAAAUUCAUGGACAAGGUUGGAGAAAAUACUUGUGGUCUCGUGCUAUAUGUAUCAAAGUUCCUUUUGUUUUGAACAUAUAAACCAAGUUUUCCAUGUAUACUUCAUACCAUAGUCAUGUAUAAUUGACUUUCUUUGUUGUAGAUUUUAAUUUUGUUGAUAUCUUCAACUAGGUGCGUAAGAUUAUAAAUUGAAGUACAAUUAGAGUGUAUGUUAGGAAUGUGAACGUUGAUUAGAUAAAAACGAUUAAGGUGAUAUUUAAA